Messenger RNA from Anoplopoma fimbria (sablefish), 1922 nucleotides. It is a transcript of the gene hoxa4a, whose product is annotated as homeobox A4a. Bases 372 to 1121 code for a protein of 249 amino acids. The record is from RefSeq and is a predicted model, not a curated record. The transcript has 2 exons. Gene Ontology annotation, cellular component: nucleus. Lineage: Eukaryota; Metazoa; Chordata; Actinopteri; Perciformes; Anoplopomatidae. Gene Ontology annotation, molecular function: RNA polymerase II cis-regulatory region sequence-specific DNA binding; DNA-binding transcription factor activity, RNA polymerase II-specific. Gene Ontology annotation, biological process: embryonic skeletal system morphogenesis; anterior/posterior pattern specification; regulation of transcription by RNA polymerase II.
UUUAUUUUCUCAGGAUUUUGGAUUUCACAUCCACUUUUCAAAGGAGGUGGAUUUUCAUCACAUGCAGCAAAGCCUCACCCACAUAAGUUUGGACCCAUGCAGUAAACAAGUUAGUUGAUUGGUUUUGCUUUAUAUACUGUGAUUUAAUAAGAAAAACAUCAACGUAAGCCAGUCCGAGCAGUGUUGGUGGUACCAAUGCCAUGCUUUCCAUUGGUUCCUGUUUACAUGAUGCCCACAGGAUGCGCAGUGAUUGGUGGUGCUCCACACGUGACCAGGCAACUUUGUACAUUUGACAGGGAGUAGGAGGGUUUUGUGGAGAUCAGAAAAACGACAGCGCGAUAAAAAUUAGUAUUGUUGCACUUCACAAAUUAAUGACCAUGAGUUCCUACUUGAUAAACUCCAACUAUAUCGAGCCUUCCUUUCCUCCAUGCGACGAAUACCAGCAGAGCGGAUACAUCCCCAACCCUGGUGAUUACUACGAGCGGCCAAAAGACACGGGCUUCCCCCACCACGACGAGCAGACCUACCCGAGGUCAAACUACACAGACACGGGCUACGACUACGGCAACGUCCCCGCCACUGGACUCGAUGAUUUCGGGGAAGGACACCACGCACAGCCGCCACCGGUUCCACAGAGCCACGGUCCUCGGAUCACUGUGGCCCCAGAUGGUGGCGCAGGGGGUAAUACUGCCAGCAAAGACUGCAGCCUCGCCGGGGAGGUGUACCCCGGUGCAGGGAAGGGCAAGGAGCCGGUGGUCUAUCCAUGGAUGAAAAAGGUCCACGUUAACAACGUCAAUCCCAAUUACACUGGAGGAGUGCCCAAGAGGUCCCGCACUGCCUACACCCGCCAGCAGGCUCUGGAGCUGGAGAAAGAGUUCCAUUUCAACCGGUACCUGACCCGUCGCAGGCGGGUGGAGAUCGCACACACCAUGUGUCUGUCAGAGCGCCAGGUCAAGAUCUGGUUUCAGAACCGGAGGAUGAAGUGGAAGAAAGAGCACAAGCUUCCCAACACCAAGAUCCGUUCCUCCAGCUCGGCCUCGUCCUCAUCCUCGGGGGCCCAGCAGCAGCAGAUCAAAACAGGCCAGCAGCUUGUCCCCACGCCGUGCACUGCAGGUCUAUAGUGCCUGAAUGAACCCCAUCCAACAACACAAACCCAAUCCAGACUGAGAUGGCAAAUAUCACAAGUGGAAUUUGAUGGACCGUUUCUCAGUAUUUUACACAUGGUGUUAUCUCUUUCACCUUGCCUCUGCCAUUGGGCCCCUGUCACGUCCUUUGUACCCUUCCUCCUCUCCGGUCGUCCUCGUCCUCUUCAUAUAAGCUUGAAAUUCACCUUUAAUUGCCACGAUGGCAACUGAAGUGUUUAUAUAUUUGUUUAUUAUUAUGAAAGAAGGAUUACGCACUUUCAAAUGUAGGACUUGGAUCAAAAUAUAUCAUUACAGCUAAAAAUUGAGUGGGUUAAAAGUAAGUUUGAACUCAUUUUUCUAUGUUCUCUUUGAAUAUUGUUUUUCUGUUUUUUUUUUGUAUUAUUUCUCAUGGAAAGCUCUAAUAUACUUGAAAGAUAUUUAGCAGACUCUAGAUAGAUGCCUGUUAGAAAACCAGACGGCUGUUUAGAGGUAUGGCAUCAGUCAGAGUAACAGUGUAGUUUGUGUGUUUGAGUCGGUUGGUUUACUGUUGAAUGUAGUCCAUGGUGACUUUCACAUUUAAUGUACAUAGGCAAAUCAUAAUGAAGGCACAAUAAGAGAAGCAUUUCGUCACGUAGAAAUAUGUAUGUUGGUAUUGUAAGGUCUAGGUUUAUUUGUGCUAUAGUCCGUUCCAUGUUGUGCUGUGCUCUAAACUGUGAAUAUUUGUAUGUGUUGUCUCAGUAAUGACCUUUGUGAUGUAGGCUAGUGUAGGCUCAGUCUGUCCCUGUGAAAUAAAUAUGU